Molecule: messenger RNA, 5069 nt
Organism: Ornithorhynchus anatinus (platypus)
Lineage: Eukaryota; Metazoa; Chordata; Mammalia; Monotremata; Ornithorhynchidae
Product: regulator of nonsense transcripts 1-like
Exons: 24
Coding region: 239-3538 (1099 amino acids)
Biological process (GO): nuclear-transcribed mRNA catabolic process, nonsense-mediated decay
Cellular component (GO): cytoplasm
Molecular function (GO): zinc ion binding; ATP binding; RNA binding
Source: RefSeq, a predicted model, not a curated record
GCGAACGGAUUUCAACGAGUACCGACGACGUCUACGGCGCUGGCGGCGGUUCUUAACGUGUAUGUUCGUGUACGUUUAUUAAGUUAGAAUAGGACUCCUCCCGGCAACUCCCGUUUCAUCGGUGGUCUAAUCCAUGUGAAGGUAAACCUUGCGAAUUGGACCGAAGCAGGGGUUUCGAGUGCGAGACUAGGCCCAGACCAGUUAAAACAGGCCGUUUGCCGGGGCGGGCGGCGGCGCCAUGAGCGUGCAGGAGUAUGAACCAAGUUCGCAGACUCUCACCUUUUUGGAUUCCGAGGAGGCCGAACUGCUCGGGGCUGACACCCAAGGAACCGAGUUCGAGUUCGCAGAUUUCACGCUACCCAGUCAGACUCAGAGUUCUCCCGGGGAAACAGUCGGACACCUUAACUCUCAGGUUAAUGCACCUAAUAAUGUCCAACAAAAUGGUGCAGUAGAUGAAAGUCUUGUAAAAACUAGCCAACCCUUGGCAGAAUUGAAUUUUGAAGAAGAUGAAGAGGAUACUUAUUAUACAAAGGAUCUCCCUUUGCAUGCUUGCAGCUACUGUGGUAUCCAUGACCCGGCUUGUGUAGUUUUUUGCAUUGCCAGCAAGAAAUGGUUCUGUAAUGGUCGGGGAAACACUUCUGGCAGCCACAUUGUAAAUCAUCUGGUAAGAGCAAAAUGCAAAGAGGUGACCCUCCACAAAGAUGGUCCCCUAGGAGAAACUGUUUUAGAGUGUUACAACUGUGGAUGCCGUAAUGUGUUCCUUCUUGGCUUCAUUCCUGCCAAGGCUGAUUCAGUAGUUGUACUACUAUGCAGGCAGCCGUGCGCUAGUCAGAGCAGCUUAAAAGAUAUUAAUUGGGACAGUUCACAGUGGCAGCCCCUUAUCCAAGAUCGCUGCUUCCUUUCUUGGUUGGUAAAGAUUCCUUUGGAACAGGAACAACUGAGAGCACGUCAGAUUACUCCUCAGCAAAUGAACAAACUGGAAGAGCUCUGGAAGGAAAAUCCCUCAGUAACUCUGGAAGAUCUUGAAAAGCCUGGUGUUGAUGAAGAGCCGCAGCAUGUCCUACUCAGAUAUGAGGAUGCUUACCAGUACCAAAAUAUAUUUGGUCCUCUUGUCAAAAUUGAGGCAGAUUAUGAUAAGAAACUCAAAGAAUCCCAGACCCAAGAUAACAUCACAGUAAGAUGGGACCUAGGCCUCAACAAGAAAAGAAUUGCAUAUUUCACUUUGCCGAAGACUGACUCUGAUAUGCGUCUUAUGCAGGGAGAUGAGAUAUGUCUACAAUAUAAAGGAGACCUUGCCCCUUUGUGGAAAGGAAUUGGUCAUGUUAUUAAAGUCCCUGAUAAUUAUGGUGAUGAAAUCGCCAUUGAACUGAGGAGUGGUAUUGGUGCGCCUGUGGAAGUCAUCCAUAAUUUUCAAGUGGAUUUUGUAUGGAAGUCUACUUCAUUUGACAGAAUGCAGAGUUCAUUAAAAACAUUUGCUGUGGAUGAAACUUCAGUAUCUGGCUAUAUUUAUCACAGACUGUUGGGUCAUGAAGUGGAGGAUGUAAUUGUUAAAUGCCAGCUGCCAAAACGAUUUACAGCCCAAGGUCUUCCUGACCUCAAUCAUUCUCAGGUUUAUGCAGUAAAGACUGUUUUACAGCGCCCUCUAAGCCUUAUCCAAGGACCCCCCGGGACUGGGAAAACUGUAACAUCAGCUACAGUUGUUUAUCAUUUGGCUAGACAAGGCAAUGGGCCUGUGCUGGUUUGUGCUCCAAGUAACAUAGCUGUAGAUCAGCUGACUGAGAAGAUUGAUCAAACUGGACUCAAGGUGGUUCGCCUCUGUGCUAAGAGCCGGGAGGCAAUUGAUUCUCCAGUUUCUUUCUUGGCGUUGCACAACCAAAUCAGAAACAUGGAUAGUAUGCCUGAGCUCCAGAAACUACAGCAAUUGAAAGAUGAAACUGGAGAAUUGUCUUCUGCUGAUGAAAAACGUUAUCGUGCAUUGAAACGAACAGCAGAACGAGAAAUACUUAUGAAUACAGAUGUGAUUUGCUGCACCUGUGUGGGAGCUGGUGAUCCUCGCCUUGCCAAAUUGCAAUUUCGUUCCAUUUUAAUUGAUGAAAGUACUCAAGCUACUGAACCAGAAUGUAUGGUACCAGUUGUUCUGGGAGCCAAACAGUUGAUCCUUGUAGGAGAUCAUUGCCAACUGGGCCCUGUAGUGAUGUGCAAGAAAGCUGCAAAGGCUGGACUAUCUCAGUCAUUAUUUGAGAGGCUUGUGGUACUGGGAAUACGUCCAAUUCGUUUGCAAGUGCAGUAUCGAAUGCAUCCGGCACUUAGUGCUUUUCCUUCAAACAUUUUUUAUGAAGGGUCCCUUCAGAAUGGUGUUACUGCUGUGGAUCGUGUCAAAAAGGGAUUUGAUUUCCAGUGGCCCCAGCCUGAUAAACCAAUGUUCUUCUAUGUGACCCAGGGGCAAGAAGAAAUUGCCAGCUCAGGCACCUCUUAUUUGAAUAGGACGGAAGCAGCAAAUGUGGAGAAGAUAACUACAAAACUAUUAAAAGCUGGUGCCAAACCAGAUCAACUUGGUAUUAUUACUCCAUAUGAAGGUCAGCGAUCCUACCUUGUGCAAUAUAUGCAGUUUAGUGGUUCUCUGCAUACAAAGCUUUAUCAGGAAGUGGAAAUAGCAAGUGUUGAUGCAUUCCAGGGUCGAGAAAAGGAUUUUAUCAUUCUUUCCUGUGUAAGAGCAAAUGAACACCAAGGAAUUGGGUUUUUAAAUGAUCCCAGGCGUCUCAGUGUGGCACUCACCAGAGCAAGAUAUGGAGUCAUUAUUGUUGGCAACCCAAAGGCUCUGUCUAAACAGUCACUCUGGAAUCAUCUGUUGAAUUACUAUAAAGAAGAAAAAGUGCUGGUUGAAGGCCCCCUGAACAACCUCCGCGAGAGUCUAAUGCAGUUCAGCAAACCCCGUAAACUCAUCAAUGCCAUCAACCCAGGAGCUCGAUUCAUGACUACUGCCAUGUAUGAUGCUCGAGAAGCUAUUAUUUCAGGAUCUUUGUAUGAUCGUAAUGGUCCAGGCCGAUCAUCAAACAUGUAUUUUCAAACUCACGAUCAGGUUGGAAUGAUAAAUUCUGGACCCAGUCAUAUCACUGCUAUGAAUAUUCCUAUACCUUUUAAUCUUGUGAUGCCACCUAUGCCACCUCCAGGAUAUUUUGGACAAACUAAUGGUACAGCUCUAGGACAAGGAACAUCUAAAGGAAAAUCUGGUCGUGUGAUCCGCCCAAAAACUCGAUUGGGGAUUCCUGGAACUAGUCACUCUAACCUCCCGAAUAGUCAGGCAAGUCAGGAUGUGGUGUCCCAGCCAUUCUCCCAAGGUUUAAUGACUCAGGGCUAUAUUUCCAUGAGUCAGCCUUCACAGAUGAGCCAGUCAGGCCUUUCUCAGCCUGAAUUGUCACAGGAUAGUUACCUUGGUGAUGAAUUUAAAUCACAGAUUGAUGUAGCUCUCUCCCAGGACUCUACAUAUCAGGGUGAACGUGCAUAUCAGCAUGGAGUGACUGGCCUGUCACAGUAUUAGUAUGAUAAGGAAGAAAACCUAAGCUUGUGCAAAGUUUAGUCUAUCAUCAUCUUAUUCUGGGUAAUAAAAAGCCAAAAAACUAGAAUGGAGAGCAGUUUCCAGUGCUAUAAAUGAACUACCACUGGGCAAAAGCAAAAAGCAGAAAAAAGAAGGAUAAACCCAUCAGUGGAGAGAAGAGGGAGAGAAGAGGAUGAGAGACCACAGGCACAGUGAAGCAAGAAGAGUGAUUGGCAAGAAAGAAAAAUAUUUCGUUUGGCACACUGGAAAGAUGAAGUUGGUUUUGUGCAUCAGUAAACUACCAUCAUUCUGAUUACCCUACCAAAGUGAAUCUUCAGCAGAGAACCUGCUUCCCACCUGAUUCCAAAGUCCAAAGAAAGGGAAACCCAUAUGUCAGAGUUUUAUUUACCAGAAACUCCAUUUUAGUAGCAAAUAAUAAAUAUCCACUGUAAAUCUGCAGAACCAGGAUUUGAGGCUAGUAACUGCUAGUUAGAGCUUCACCAGAAGAGCAGAUUUGGUUGUUACCACUGACAUAAGAAACCUUGUUGUCAUUGAAUUACCUGAGUCCUGAAAGGAUUUUUCAUGAACUAUGGUUGCUUUUUAACUCUGAAAGGAACAGAUUUUUUUUUUUGCCGAAGCUAAAGAUGUAGCAUUUCAUGGAGAGAGGAAAGAUGCCCCUAUAAAAAAUGAAACAAAUCUAGAAUAAUUACCAAGACUAAAGAAAAUAUAAAAGUGAAUUUUAAAAUUUCGGUAUUUCAAAUUCUGCCUAUAAAAAAAGUAAUUACUGAGUAAUAGAGAAUAACACUUCUGCACUGCUAAAGGGGGUUUCAGGUGUUUUCCAAAUACUGUGCUUGGUUGUGUUUUGAAUUCAGGUGAAUGCCUUUGUCCCUAAACAGAAACAUUCGAGAACCAUGUUUCAUUGGCCCAAAAAUAUGUUGUAGAGAGUGGCAACUGGAGAUUAUUAUGGCUUUGGGAUAAAGAUUGCAAUUACUCUGAUGCAGACUUUGUCUAUAAAAUGGCAGAAAAAUGGGCAAUCAUUGGAAGGCAUAUUUUCAUCACCAGUUAUCUUGGGAGGUAGACAGUUGCUUUUGGUGACUUCUUCAGGGAUUUAAUGUAGAUAGAUGGUGAUUAUUAUUAUUAUUUUUGUUGGAAAAGAAUCCUCAAAAAACUAGAGAUUUCUUGAGGCACAGAAUGUUACAUUGGCAUCUUUCUUUCUAAAUUGUUCUAAAUAAAAGAAGGCUCAAAGAAGAACUUGCCUUUUGAAAUUUAUAGAAAUACCAGUUAUAAAGAAUGCUCAAGUUCUUUAUACUUAUUUUAUCAGUCCCUAGUUUGAAAUAUCAUCUAUUCUCAAUUGUUAAGUACAUAGUUGAAAUCUACUAGUGUAAAUAUUUUAAUGUUCUUAAUUAUUCAUCUUACCUUCAAAAUUUCUGAGUGUUUCAGGUUGUGACCUUGUUUAUUUGUUACUUUAUUGAACAGAAACACUCAAAUCGCAAAAUUGACUUUUCUCAAUUUGAAAAUAAAUCUUUUAAUUGAU